This is a messenger RNA of Lactuca virosa, 866 nucleotides long. The record is from the annotation of a GenBank genome assembly. Lineage: Eukaryota; Viridiplantae; Streptophyta; Magnoliopsida; Asterales; Asteraceae.
GUUGGCGGCAGAAUCGGCCAUGACAGGUAAGCUCAAGAUGGCAAUGGCAAAAAAUCGACCUGGUACAUCCCUCUUUCUUCUUGCUUCAUGUAUAUAUACACGGGACGCAAACACGCACAAAACGUACUCGAAACCCUAAAUCGCCAUGAGUCUCUUUGGCCUCGGCAGCAGAAAUCAGAAGACUUUUCGACCAAAAAAGAGCGCUCCAUCAGGAAGUAAGGGUGCACAGCUUAAAAAACACAUAGAUGCAACUUUAGGUAGUGGAAAUUUGCGUGAAGCUGUUCGCCUACCCCCUGGAGAAGAUCUCAAUGAGUGGCUUGCUAUAAAUGCUGUUGAUUUCUUUAAUCAAGUGAAUCUCCUUUAUGGCACUCUUACUGAAUUCUGCACACCAUCAACAUGCCCAACAAUGACAGCUGGAGCAAAAUAUGAGUACAGGUGGGCGGAUGGAGUUACUAUUAAGAAACCCAUAGAAGUAUCUGCUCCUAAAUACGUGGAGUAUUUAAUGGAAUGGAUCGAAACUCAACUUGAUAACGAAUCAAUAUUCCCUCAAAGACUUGGUGCUCCAUUUCCUCACUAUUUCCAGGAUGUGGUGAAGACGGUGUUCAAGCGGUUGUUUAGGGUUUAUGCUCAUAUCUAUCAUUCGCAUUUUCAGAUGAUUAUGAGUUUGAAAGAAGAAGCUCAUCUUAAUACCUGUUUCAAGCAUUUUGUCCUCUUCACAUGGGAAUUUCGGUUGAUUGAUCAGGGUGAGCUUGCACCUUUAUAUGAGCUUGUUGAGUCUAUUUUGAAGCUGUAGACGUCUUUUUGAAUCCCUUAAAGUGAAUGUUAUUACUUGUAAUCGGUAGUUCGUAAGCGGAUUUGUUAGCAAC